Messenger RNA from Rhododendron vialii, 2039 nucleotides. RefSeq names its product protein LIKE EARLY STARVATION, chloroplastic. The transcript is spliced from 4 exons. NCBI's taxonomy places the organism in Eukaryota, Viridiplantae, Streptophyta, Magnoliopsida, Ericales, Ericaceae. Gene Ontology annotation, biological process: starch metabolic process; regulation of starch metabolic process. Gene Ontology annotation, cellular component: chloroplast stroma; starch grain. Bases 45 to 1787 code for a protein of 580 amino acids. The record is from RefSeq and is a predicted model, not a curated record. Gene Ontology annotation, molecular function: starch binding.
CUCACAGUCUCUGCAACUUCAAAUAUAUCUCUCUCUCUCAUCAAAUGGCGUCCCACGUCGGCGCCAGCCCACGCGCCGCCCUUCGAACUCCCCACACCCACAAACACCCCCUCAUUUCCACCACAGAACUCGCCAAACACUACAAACCCACAACCAGAGCCAAAAAACAGAGCACGAUUAUAAUAACUAGGGUUUCUUCCAAUGGCGGCGGCGAGUCGUACCUCGACAUGUGGCAGAGCGCCAUGGAGCGAGAGAGGAAGGCGGUGGAAUUCCAGAGAAUCGCCGAGAAAUCGGCCGAAACGGAAGGAGGGGGAGGGGGAGGGGGAAGAGGAGAGAGUGGGGAGGCCUUGGAGAGGAAGAGCAGUGAGUUCCAGAAGAUUCUGGAAGUGUCAAAGGAGGAGAGGGAUAGGGUCCAGAGAUUGCAGGUGAUCGAUCGGGCCGCGGCGGCGAUUGCCGCGGCCAGGGCGAUUCUGAAGGAGGAUGGUUUGUCGGGGCCGGCUGAGAUGGCCCGUGAGUUGGGCAGCGGUGGAUUUUCUGGUGAGGGUGGUGGAGAUGGGGAGGGUGAUCGGAAAGGACUCGAGAGUGAGAGUUCUAUUAUUUCUCUAUCAGCUGAUACUGGAAGUGGAACACCUGGUACUAACUUUUGGUCAUGGACACCUCCUCCAGAUACAAAUAUCAAUGGUGAAAGUAACCUGAACUUAGCUAGACAAGCUUAUCCAUAUCCUAGCAAAACAGACCCUAUACUAGAGAAAGAACAAUCUGUAGAUUUCCUGCCAAUCCCCCUCGAGAGCAAACUUUUCCAAAGCAACCACUACCCUCCGCUUCCACCCCUUGAAUCCAUAAUAGAUGUUGAGAAAGUGGAGAUUUCGAGUCAAGAGACGGCUCACGAAGAAGAGAAACGUGAACUUGGUGUUCAAUUUUCAGCACAUGCAGCAGAAGCAGCUCAAGCUCUCGAUAAGGCGGAUGAGGCAGUAACCCAAGGAGUCAAUCCUGAUGGAUCAAGGUGGUGGAAGGAGACGGGAGUUGAACAAAGACCUGAUGGUAUUGUUUGCAGGUGGACUUUGACAAGGGGUGUUAGUGCUGACCAGGCCCUUGAGUGGGAGGAAAAGUAUUGGGAGGCUGCUAACGAAUUUGAGCAUAAGGAGCUUGGUUCUGAGAAAUCAGGACGUGAUUGUUUUGGAAAUGUUUGGCGUGAGUUUUGGAAGGAAUCCAUGUGGCAGGAUUGUGGAGUUACGCACUUUGAGAAAACAGCCGACAAGUGGGGAAAGAACGGACAAGGCGAUGAGUGGCAUGAGAAAUGGUGGGAACACUAUGAUGCCUCUGGCAAAGCAGAGAAAUGGGCACAUAAGUGGUGCAGCAUUGACCCCAACACACUCCUCGAGCCUGGCCAUGCUCAUGUUUGGCACGAAAGGUGGGGCGAGAAGUAUGACGGGACGGGCAGCAGCACGAAAUACACGGACAAAUGGGCCGAGCGCUCCGAGGGUGAUGGCUGGUCAAAAUGGGGUGACAAAUGGGAUGAGAACUUCGAUUCAAAUGCUCAUGGUGUCAAACAAGGGGAGACAUGGUGGCAAGGAAAAUAUGGAGAGCGCUGGAACCGCACUUGGGGUGAGGGUCACAACGGAUCUGGAUGGGUGCAUAAGUAUGGAAAGAGCAGCUGUGGCGAGCACUGGGAUACUCAUGCGGAGCAAGAUACGUGGUACGAGAGGUAUCCCCAUUUUGGGUUCGAACAUUGCUUCGAGAAUUCAGUCCAGUUACGUGAAGUUCGGAAACCAUCUGAGUACUCAUGAGACUUGAAAAUUGUUCCGUUUUCAUAUGACCAUGGUGCAUACAGAAGGGCAUACACGGGAUAUAUAGUAGCUUACGUAACUUGAAGAGGAGCAGAUCUGUUUUCUGAAGUUCUGUUGUAUCCUUGCAAGUGUAACAGUUUACAUGCAAUAAGAGUUGGUCUUAUUUCUGUCUUUUCCUUUUUCAGCCAAAAAAGUAGGCAUUAUGUAAAUUAUAUCAGUAGUCACUGUAUUGAGAUACCGUAUUCAGAUAAA